This is a messenger RNA of Funneliformis caledonium, 330 nucleotides long. Lineage: Eukaryota; Fungi; Glomeromycota; Glomeromycetes; Glomerales; Glomeraceae. The record is from the annotation of a GenBank genome assembly.
AUGGCAGAUAUCGAAGAGAUUAUUAAUUUGUAUGUACAAAUACCCACUUUCCAUCUUGAUUUUAAGCCUAUUUUAGAUAAAAUGCCACCAAGCCUAGUCAAAAGAGCUUUUGAUCAAUUACUUAAUAUGAGGCUCGAUCCUGUUGCAAAACUUCGAAAAUAUUUUGUUUAUAGUAUAGAUAUUAGAACACAGACAGAAAAUAGUGAUUAUUUAGAUAAAGCAAUACAAACUGAUAAAACAAUCCAAACAGAAUAUAUUAAUUUCUUAAAGCAAAUUAAAGAAGCUAAAUUAUUAUUAACCAAUACAAUUAUCAUUCUAUCCAAUAUUUAA